Alosa alosa (allis shad) is the source of this 7975-nucleotide messenger RNA. It is a transcript of the gene ppfia4, whose product is annotated as PTPRF interacting protein alpha 4. Gene Ontology annotation, cellular component: presynaptic active zone. Gene Ontology annotation, molecular function: protein binding. The record is from RefSeq and is a predicted model, not a curated record. Gene Ontology annotation, biological process: synapse organization. NCBI's taxonomy places the organism in Eukaryota, Metazoa, Chordata, Actinopteri, Clupeiformes, Clupeidae.
CUCGCGUGGUGCUGAUGGGGGAGCGCGGCCGACUGAAGACGCUGGCGAAAAUCGGAGAUUUACCUUAACUCCUCAACUCUACGCUGGAUUUGAGGUUUGCAAAAGGCAGGAGAAUAUCUGACGCCUGAUAAAUUUAGACAGUCUUCGCCACCAUUGGCAAAUUAUGCAUAAAUUGUUUAGUAGAUAGCAGUUGCACUGUUGUAGCGGUUAGUGACAGCGGCAGCGGCUGGAAUGAGAGCGUAGUGAGGGAGGAGUAGCUGGCUCGCCGUGGUGAGGGGCAUGGCAGAGGGCUUUGGGGAAGAUGCGACAGACGUGCGUUUGGCCGUUUUGUUAGAGGAAAUGUUAAUUGCAACUGGUGGGUGUUUCAGCCAAGCAGCCCCGAAGAUUUCAUAUCGAUCGGAUUAUUACGCCCUUUCUGCGCGCGUCUGAACAUGUUCUUGUCCCCACGGAUGAUCUGUCAAACCAAUUGCAUUUGAAUCCGUAGUGUAUCUGGACGUAGGGCGGACUGUGUCAGCGGGUGAGAGACACCUAUGGAAUAACCAACGAUGUGAAAAAGCCGCUAAUUAUUUAAAUAUGUAAAAAUAUCCUCGUACGAUUUAAUCACCAGCAAUGAAAGUAGCGUAAGCCUAUGGCUGGAACCGAAUUGCACUGAAGUUUUGAAUCUAACAAGGUACGACGGACUGUUUUCUCCCACCAGAUAACCCAGAGCAGGACGCCGGGUGGCCUUUGAUUUCGAGAGGUUACAGCGUUGACAUUAGGCUAGAGAACCCGCGCCGGUUUCCGCGCACUUGGCUGUCUGAAGAGCCGGAGCAAAAUGAUGUGCGAAGUGAUGCCGACCAUUAACGAAGGGGACUCCAUGAGUUCCCAACGUGGCUCUCAAAACGGCACGGAUGCCGAGGCCAAUUUCGAGCAGCUGAUGGUGAACAUGCUGGACGAGAGAGACAAGCUUCUGGAGUCCCUGCGCGAGACCCAGGAGACGCUGUUCCAGUCCCAGACCAAGCUCCAGGACGCGCUGCACGAGCGGGACCUGCUCCAGCGACAGCUCAACUCCGCGCUCCCGCAGGAAUUUGCCACACUUACCAAGGAGCUGAAUGUGUGUCGAGAACAGCUGUUGGAGAAAGAGGAGGAAAUCUCUGAGCUCAAAGCCGAAAGGAACAAUACUAGGCUGUUGCUGGAGCACCUGGAGUGUUUGGUGUCACGUCACGAGCGCUCGCUGAGGAUGACGGUGGUGAAGAGACAGGCCCCACCCCCGUCUGGCGUCUCCAGUGAGGUGGAGGUCCUCAAGGCCCUCAAAUCCCUCUUUGAACACCACAAGGCCCUGGACGAGAAGGUGAGGGAGAGGUUGAGGGUGGCACUGGAGAGGAUCACAACCCUGGAGGGACAACUGGCUACAGCCAAUCAGGAGCUGAUGGUGGUGAGGCAGCGGAAGGACAGACCAGAUGCUGAGGACAGGAUGAACGGAUCCAAGCCCAUAUGGAAGAAAGACCCUGAUAUAGACCCUGAUGAAGACUCUGAUAAAGACCUUGAUGAAGACCCUGAUGAAGACCCUGGGGCAGCCGUGGCCUACUGGGCUGCCCAGCUCAUAAGGCAGCAUAUGAGGGAGCAGUGUGUGGAGCUGCAGGAGCUGCUGGAGAAGGCCAAUAAGGAGCUGGCCUUGAGGCAGGUGGCCAGUGGGCAUGCUCAGUCUGGCGUCACCCGACCUGGAACCGAACUUACCACCACGCCCGAGCCUAGUCAGGCGAGGAGGAGGCGUAAGCACCAGAGGACAUCCAUUGAGGCUAUGGCACAGAGGGAGGACAUGGAGGAGCGCAUCACCACCCUGGAGAAGCGUUACCUGGCCGCCCAGAGGGAGACCACGUCCAUCCACGACCUCAACGACAAGCUGGAGAAUGAGCUGGCCACCAAGGACUCGCUGCACAGACAGAGUGAGGAGAAAGUGCGCCACCUGCAGGAACUGUUGGAGCUUGCGGAGCAGCGGCUGCAGCAGACCAUGAGGAAGGCGGAGACUCUGCCAGAGGUGGAGGCGGAGCUUGCGCAGAGAGUGGCCGCCCUCUCCAAGGCUGAGGAGCGCCAUGGCAACAUUGAGGAGCGCCUGCGACAGCUGGAGUCCCAGUUGGAGGAGAAGAACCAGGAGUUGGGCAGGGCGCGCCAGCGGGAGAAGAUGAACGAGGAGCACAACAAGCGGCUGUCAGACACAGUGGACCGCCUCCUCACCGAGUCUAACGAGCGGCUGCAGCUUCACCUGAAGGAACGCAUGGCUGCGCUGGAGGAUAAAAAUGCCCUCAUACAUGACCUGGAAAGAUGCCAGAAACAGCUGGAGGAGUUUCACCACACUAAGGAGCGGCUGAUCGGAGAGAUAGAGAAGCUUCGGACGGAGAUCGACCACCUGAAGCGCAGAAGUGGAGUCUUUGGAGAUGGAACACACCCUCGGUCCCACAUGGGCAGUGCCACCGACCUGCGCUACUCCAUGGUGGAGGGGCAGGGCGAUCACUACAGCACGGCCGUGAUGCGCCGCACUCAGAAGGGCAGAAUGGUGGCGCUGAGGGACGAGCCAAACAAGAUCCUGCCGGUGGUGGAGAAGGAUUGGGAGCGGUCCCAGCCCUCCAGCCUGCGGGCCAGCCGCACACACCUGAUGGAGAGUGACGCGGAGCUGUCCGACCUGGACGAUGACGACCGCGAGACCAUCUUCAGCUCGGGAGACAUGCUGUCACCAAGCGGUCACUCCGACGCCCAGACACUGGCCCUCAUGCUGCAAGAGCAGCUGGACGCCAUCAACGAGGAGAUCAGGAUGAUCCAGGUGGAGAAGGAGUCAGCGGAGCUGCGAGCGGACGAGAUCGAGAGCCGGGUCAACAGCGGCAGCAUGGACGGCCUCAACGUCACGCUCAGGCCCCGCCCCUCAAUGCCCACCUCUGUCACUGCCCUCUCAUUGGCCAGCUCCUGCUCGCCGCCCGUCAGCGGACGCUCCACCCCCAAGAUGGCGUCGCGCUCCGCAGCCCAUGAGCUGGGCAUUAUGACCCUGCCUAGUGAUUUAAGGAAACACCGCAGGAAAGUAGCCUCCCCAGUGGAGACUCGUGAGGACAAGCCCACCAUCAAGUGUGAGACGUCACCUCCAUCCUCCCCGCGGAGCAUCCGCCUGGAUCAGAUGAGCUUCUCCCAGCUCACCAGCGGCCUAGAGGAUGGACGCGGGACCCUGAAGAAGAAAGGCAUUAAGUCAUCCAUCGGAAGACUCUUCAGCCGCAAGGAAAAGGGACGCCUGGAUCAACCCAUGGUGAAGGACGGACAGAUGACCCCUCCUAUCAUUCCAGCCUCCGGAUGGCUGGAGGAGACCGCGGUCAUCAGCAGGCCUUUGGUUCCUUUGGUUCCUGCCCCUAGUUCCAGUCGCAGUGAAGGCCCAUCAAAUACAGAACACUACUACAAUUUCGACAUGGGCAUCGGUGACACCAUGACCCUGAGCAAGCUGGGCACGCAGGCGGAGCGGGACCGGCGCAUGAAGAAGAAGCAUGAGCUGCUGGAGGAUGCAAGGAGGAAAGGGCUGCCCUUCUCCCAGUGGGACGGACCCACAGUAGUAUCCUGGUUGGAGCUGUGGGUUGGCAUGUCAAGGCAGUAAUGGGGCGGCGCGCUGGCCAACGGAAGAGUGGUGCCAUCUGUUCAAGCGCGGUCGGACACAGAGAUCCAGAGGGAGAUUGGCAUCAGCAACCCGCUGCACCGACUCAAACUGCGACUCGCCAUCCAGGAAAUGGUCACUUUGACUAGCCCCUCCGCCCCCCUCACAUCACGCACAUCCUCCGGAAAUGUGUGGGUGACUCACGAGGAGAUGGAGACCAUGGCCACGUCCACUAAAGCGGACAACGAGGAGGGCAGCUGGGCACAGACGCUGGCGUACGGCGACAUGAGUCACGAGUGGAUUGGGAAUGAGUGGCUGCCCAGUCUGGGCCUCCCGCAGUACCGCAGCUACUUCAUGGAGUGUCUGGUGGACGCACGCAUGCUCGACCACCUCACCAAGAAGGACCUGCGCACACACCUCAAGAUGGUGGACAGCUUCCACCGAGCAAGUUUACAGUAUGGCAUCAUGUGUUUGAAGCGACUGAACUAUGAUCGUAAAGAACUGGAGAGGAGACGAGAGGAAUGCCAGCACGACAUCAGAGACACGCUGGUGUGGACGAAUGAGCAGGUGGUCCAGUGGGUCCAGACGAUCGGCCUGAAGGAGUACAGCGGCAACCUGUCGGAGAGUGGAGUACACGGGGCCCUGAUCGCUCUGGACGAGACCUUCGACUACAGCAGCCUGGCCCUCAUCCUGCAGAUCCCCAUGCAGAACACACAGGCCAGGCAAGUUAUGGAACGGGAGUUCAACAACAUGCUGGCACUUGGCACCGAUCGUCGGGUAGACGAAAGUGACGAUAAAUCGUUUCGGCGGUCGCCCUCCUGGCGUAAGCGCUUUCGUCCGCGGGACGGGCAGGGCUUGGGCAUGAUGCCAGGCUCCAUGGAAACGCUGCCCGCCGGAUUCCGCCUCACCACCAUGUCUAUGCCACCCUCCAUGGCCGUAGUGCCCAAGAAACAGCUGCAGCCUGAAGCUGCUCCCCCUCCCCCACAGAGACUUGACCCCUCCGCUGUCAGGACUUAUUCCUGCUAACUCCUCUCUACUAACCCCCAAGCACUCGCGCUAACAGUGCAUUCCCACUAUCUGUACGGGCACAUGCUUGCGGCCUUUCGAGAGUAACAUGCCAAAACCAGAGAAAUCUUUUCCAAGGUGACUUGGGAUGGGGUGGGGGCCUCCCCCUCUCCCUCAAUUCACACCUGUGCUUUCUCGGACUCUGUGCAAUAGAAGGCGGGGCAGCGAUGACAUCACGUCGUGUCACACACUGCGCCACACAUGGCUGCCCUGGCCCAUCUGAGGACUCGAGCGAGUGUGUAGCUUGCAUCACUGCAGAAGAGGGGACCCCCUCUUCCUCCUCCUCCUCCUCUUCUUCCUCCUUCUCCUCAUCCUCCUCUCUCCUGCUCCCAUUCCUCUCCCAGUAACCCCAGUUAUGUAGUCGUCGUGGUGAUGAUGUGCGUAUGCUCUCUGUUUUAAACUGGUGUACUUCGCCUAGUAGCCUGUCAGUUAGAGUCUAUUUCCUGGGUGUUUCUAUGGCAACAAGAGUAUAAGGCUUCCCCUCUCCGGUUAUGCAAGGUAUUAAUCAGUGUUUAUCUGUAUAUAAAAUGGAUGACUUAUUAUGUUUUUUUAUAUAAAUAUAUACAUAUAUAUAAAUAUAUAUAUAUAUUGAAAUUGUAUAUGGAAAGAAUACUAUAUACUUAUUGUAUGAAAAUGAGCUAAUCUAAACCCUGUCGGAGUCGUUAAAUCUUUUUGUUUGUUGGCUAGCGGUAAGCUAGACCAGCGUGUGAUGUGUUGGUGGCCCCUAAUACACCUGUGUGAGAACGUUGCAGUGGUCACUUUGACAAAUACUCUUGCUCAGUAAUGAGUUCAUUCCAAUUAACCCUAAUACGGUUAACAAAAAAAGGCCAAGGUCCAUAACACUCUAACACUCACUCUCUCUCUCUAUCUCUCUCUCUCUCUGUCUUUUUUAUCUCCUGUGACUGUGUCAUCCCUGCUCAGCCAAGUCACGAUAAAUAAAGAUCUUCAGAUUAAAAAAGAAUCACGUCAAAUGGAAGUAAUGUAAUGAAACAAGCAAUAGUGAUCUGCAGUGCACACUAUGAAUAUUCACUAAAACGUACAUCAUCAUCUUACUCGUUUCGGCUGGACACCUGACAUCAGGUCUCUGCUCUGGAUCCUGGUUGCUAGAGAAACGGAGUGACAGCAUUCGGUUCCUUUUCAAGAAUCAGGGUGACGCACCAGUAGAAAGCCAUUCAUCAUGUCUGUUUGUAAACCUUUAAGGUCGAGGUCUGUAGAGGCACUUUAACUUCAAGGUGACCUCUGAGCCAGUGUCUAGUAGAGCAUCCAGCUUGCCUGUGUUUUAUAUGGGAGUGCCUCACUCACUACCAUGGUGGAGGGACUGAACAGUCUCAGACUGUGUCUGCAUUAAGCCGGAUAAAUAUAAAUAUACAUAUCUGAAGUGAAAGCCAUCUCUGUCCAUAUUAUCAUUUUUGUAGGUUUGCAUCCACACUAGAACACUGAAACGCCAUAGAAGUGUUUGUUGUCGGUGGUGUCUGGAAGACUGACUUUUAUCUGUCAUGGCAACCGCACAUCAUUUUAUCUGAAAUUGUGUUUGUACACAAUGCAGCGCAAACCCAGAGUUUUCACGUGUAUCCACCUCAGAGAUUGUUUUCGAAAAGUAUCGUUUUCUGUCGGAAUAUACCGUUUUAAUGUUGACGGAUGGGCUAAAAGAAGAAAUAUUUAUAUCUAUCCGACUCAGUGUGGUCAGUACCUCAGAUAGUGAGAUGGUCCGUGACGCAGUUCCCAUAGUAAUCAGUGUUAAGAUCAUGACACAGUUCCCAUAGUAAUCAGUGUUAAGAUCAUGCACACGCUGAGCCAUCAGCCAAGCAGCAGUAGCCUCUGUAGAUGAAGUGCUAGUGAUAGAUGAACUGCCAGCAGCACCACGUGUGGGUUUGAUGAAGGCUCGGACAUGUUGGGGAGUACAUUUACUGAUGAGAUGUGUGUAGGGCAGGGAUAUCUCCAAUACAUGAAGAAAAUGUAAUAACUCUUUGGCAACAAAUGAAAUUGGAGUUCUGAGGUUCUUUUACAGAAAACUGAGCUAGUACUGCAUGUGCAGGGAGUGAAUUAUUGAGUGUUCUGAGGUUCUUUUACAGAAAACUGAGCUAGUACUGCAUGUGCAGGGAGUGAAUUAUUGAGUGUUCUGAGGUUCCUUUACAGAAAACUGAGAUAGUACUGCAUGUGCAGGGAGUGAAUUAUUGAGUGUUCUGAGGUUCCUUUACAGAAAACUGAGAUAGUACUGCAUGUGCAGGGAGUGAAUUAUUGAGUGUUCUGAGGUUCUUUUACAGAAAACUGAGCUAGUACUGCAUGUGCAGGGAGUGAAUUAUUGAGUGUUCUGAGGUUCCUUUACAGAAAACUGAGGUAGUACUGCAUGUGCAGGGAGUGAAUUGAAGGUUCAGACGAGACAGAUUCUAGUUGGUACUGAAAUGGUGGAUGUUGUGACAGCACAGGGUUUGCUCUGGUUCCUCCCCAUAAUCCACAUAAAGCAUGCUGCUGCUGCUGAUGCUGCUGCUGCUGAUGCUGCUGCUGAUGCUGCUGUUUCCCACCUGGUGGUUCACACUGUUUUAUGAUCCACCCAGCACUGGUGCUACAUACUGUUUUAUGGUCCACCCACCAGAAGAGAUGCAUUUGGAUGCAGCCCAGCCGUGAUCAGGUCCAGCCUCCGAGUCCGCGCUAAAGCCUCUUUUACUCGUCCAAAUAAAAACCACUCCCACCUUUGCUGCUCUGGCAACCAAUCAAAUCCUCUCGCACAAGGCCCGUGUAGAUGUAGCCAGCGGGUGCUCUUGUUUAAAUGCUGCUGUGGCCCAGUCCAUGCUCUGACUGGGCAGGCUCAGCCAUCGUCUCCAUGGUUACCUCACCACACACACCGCAGGUUGCUGGGGAAACGCCACCUGUCCUCCAGGUGCAGACACUGCUCCUGUUGGUCACCAGAGGGCGCUAUCAUGAACAUGGGAUACAGUGCAGCAUUCUACCUUCUGCCUCUCUCACCAAAUCACAAGUGUAAUUCUCACCAUCAUAUGAAAAGUGUUUAUUGCGUAAUAGUAUUACUACUACUACUACUACUACUACUACUACUACUACUGUUAUCAUUUUUACAGCUGAUGUCUUGAAUAUAUUCAACAGAUGUAAUGUGCUACUGUGGCAGCUAAGAGUACUGUAUGUGUGUAUGUAUGUAUGUAUGUAUGUAUGUAUGUAUGUACGGAUGUACAGUAUGUGUGUAUUUUAUGCCAAGUGUGAGACAAUGCCGACAAAUUAAGUCUUCAUUUUCUUUUGGUUAUUUAAAUGUCAUGUACGAAACACAACUGAGUAAAAUUGUUUUUAGAUUAAAAA